AUUCGACCUUGACCUGCGCGCGCAGCCUUGAUCAGCGAAAUCAAAUAUCGAUAAAAAUCGACGUUUUUUACGACUUUGGGAGACAUAUGAAGAAAAUCCCGUUUAGGGUCGGAUAUAAAGACGUUCAUUUUUCAAAACAAUUUCAAAAACCAAGAGAACUGCUUGAAAAAAAUGAUUAAACGUAAAAAGCGUUAACAGCUGUAUUGUCCAGUUAAUAAAGGCGACGCUUUGACAUUGAAAUCUAGGAAUUCAAAUUUUAAGACUGAUUGUUGUUAAUUGUGUGAUUAGCUGAUAAAACAUGGAGCCUGUUAUGCCUGGAAAGCGACAAACUGGAGACGGCGUCGAAAAGUUUGAAGGAUACCAAUUGCCAACAGAUGGCAGUAACGGGGACGAAUACUUUACAGCAACCUUCACAUCAAAUGCGGUAAAUAAUGCGAAUGGUUUUGCAGAUUUCGGACAUGGACCAAACUUUUCACCGCGAAAACCUUUACCGAACAUGGACGGUCUUUCUGAACAAUUCGCUUCAAUGGGAACGAGACCUCGCAUGCAUUCGCCCAUGUUCAAGAGAAGUGCUGAAACGAUCGCGGACUUUAGAUCCAGUCAUGGGCAAUAUCCGGUUUCUAGUGGACCAGCCGUAUUAUCUACUGUGCCUCUCUCUAGGCCUCCACCUUCGAUCCAUGUACCGCAACAACCGGUACCGUUGAUGAGAGAGAGUCCAAGACACAGUCCUUCUCCAAUGGACGGAAACCAUGGUAUACGAACUUUAAGUUCACCAGUUUCUGUUGGCUCAUCCCAACACUCAACUCCAGCUAAAUCAACUCAGAGGCUGCAGCAAGAAAAUGUUGGAGGUACGACUUAUUAUAAUUAUUACCCUGAUAUGGAUCAUCACCAGCAGCAAACUCAGCAGCAAAAUCACCAGCAGCAACCGGGCAUUAUUAUACCAAACUAUACAGCGCAUCCUGGCCCGUUACCGCAUGUAGCCCAUAUGAAAGAGAGACUUGGCAAUCAAUCUGGAUUUUUUGUUCCCGAUGAACUUAAAUCGGAGAUUCUUCGAAAGCAAGCUCUUACAUUGCUAACAAUUGAUCCGGAGCAACAUACAGAUAUUCCUCGAGAUGUCGACAAUUUUACUCAAAUUUAUCCUUUAGAACCUCCACAAACAAAUACGAAUAAGACAUCAACUUUGUUUGGCUAUACGACAUCUGUUUAUAAAGGUGUAAAUACUAAAGAUAGUUACACUUAUUGCCUUAGGAGAGUUCAUGGUUUUCGAUUAACUCAACCAAAAUCAAUUGCUCUGGUUGAUGCCUGGAAGGCCAUAGAACAUUCGAAUAUUGUGACACUACGUCAUGUUUUUACAACUAAGGCAUUUCACGAUCAUUCUAUAGUCUUUGCUUAUGAUUAUCAUCCGGGUUCUGAAACAAUUAUGGGCAAACACUUGUCCAAAGGACCGAAUCUGGCUGAUGGGGGUCGACAGCCAGUUUUACUUCCUGAAAAUAUUUUAUGGUCUUACGUUGUUCAAUUAUCGUCCGCUCUAAGAUUGAUGCAUUCUAAUGGGUUAGCUUGUAGAGUGGUUGAUCCGUCCAAGAUUAUCAUCACAGAUAAAUCCAGGAUUCGGUUCAAUUGCGUUGGUAUGAUGGAUGUCCUAACAUUUGAUGCAAACCAAGGAGCCAAUCCAGCUGCAGUAACAUCCCAUUAUCAGAGCGGUUCACCUGCACGCACUGAUGUCAGACAUUCGGACCAAAGGAUCAGACAUUAUCAGCAAGAGGACUUAACCUAUCUGGGAAAGGUUAUUUUGGCUUUGGCAUGUAAUUCAGUUGCUGGAAUACAACGCGAUCGAGUAUCAGCUUCUAUCGAAUUGGUGUCAAGAAAUUAUUCAACGGAUCUACGGAAUGUUAUCGUUUACUUGCUUAGUCCAUCGAGGGGAUCUCCAAGAUCUAUAAAUGAUAUAAUGCCUAUGAUUGGAGCCAGAUUCUACACUCAGUUAGAUGCUGCUCAAUUGCGUGGAGAUGUUUUAGAAAAUGAACUAUCCAAGGAAAUUGAGAAUGGUCGUCUUUUCCGACUCAUAGCCAAGCUAGGGUUAACGAAUGAACGAGGAGAGCAUCAAAUGGAUCCAGCUUGGUCAGAAACAGGAGAUCGCUAUAUGUUGAAACUAUUUAGGGACUAUCUGUUCCAUCAAGUGGAUUCAAAUGGUGUACCGUGGGUGGAUUUGGCUCAUAUCGUCAAUUGCUUGAAUAAAUUGGAUGCGGGUUCAAGCGAAAGAAUUUGUCUGAGUUCGCGUGAUGAACAAAGCGUACUACUUGUUACCUAUGCGGAAUUGAAACAAUGUUUUGAAACAGUUAUAAAUGAAUUAUUAACACCGCCUAGUAGUUUAAACUACUAAGUCAAUAGAAUUUUACCGAUCUGUAAGAAUAAUAUGGUGAUGAAACAGCUUUAUUUUUUUUAAAUUGUAUAAUUUCUUAUAGAAUAUUAUGUUAAAAAAAAAAACCGCAAUAUUUUUAUUCUCGUUUUUUUUUCUGUUGAUAUAAAAAAAAAAUCUAAUGAAGUUUUUCUUUAUUAAGCCAAAAAAUAUGUGCAUUUUUUUAAAACUAUAUAAUUGUUUCAUAAACCAUAGUAAUUCUUCCACGAUAUUAA
Molecule: messenger RNA, 2628 nt
Organism: Dimorphilus gyrociliatus
Lineage: Eukaryota; Metazoa; Annelida; Polychaeta; Dinophilidae
Source: the annotation of a GenBank genome assembly